This is a messenger RNA of Neohortaea acidophila, 1634 nucleotides long. Its product is annotated as acetylornithine deacetylase/succinyldiaminopimelate desuccinylase-like deacylase. Gene Ontology annotation, molecular function: hydrolase activity. The record is from RefSeq and is a predicted model, not a curated record. The coding region runs from base 120 to 1454 and encodes 444 amino acids. NCBI's taxonomy places the organism in Eukaryota, Fungi, Ascomycota, Dothideomycetes, Mycosphaerellales, Teratosphaeriaceae. The transcript is spliced from 2 exons.
UUCUACUAUUGCAUGUCACCCAAUCUCUACCAUUCGUUCCAAACUCGCUUGAUUGCCGCUCGUUCCUUGGGUUCGCAACCACAGCAUACAAUUCGUUGCUCCGCUCAUCAACACAGACCAUGGUCAAAAAUACCCAAUCCCGCUCAUCUCAAGCCACCAUGUCGACUCCCGUGAAAUCCAAGCAAGACCUGCUCAACCUCCUCGCCAAAGACAAAGACGCCCACCUCGCCUUUCUCUCCUCUCUCAUCCGCAUCCCCACUCCGAAUCCCCCAGGAGACACGCGCGAUGCCAUAGCCUUUGUCGAGCAACACCUGCAAAAGCACGGCAUCUCCAGCGAAAUCAUCGCGCCCAAACCCGACGCUCCCAACCUCGUCAGCACAUUCCAUGCAGAAGGCCCCUCCGAGCACCCACGGAACCUGGUCUUCAACGGACACAUCGACAUCUUCCCCGUUAACGCGGACGAGAAGUGGCAGCGUGAUCCAUAUUCAGGCGACGUCGAUGGCGACUUCGUGCAUGGUCGGGGAGCGGUGGAUAUGAAAGCCGGCACGGCGGCGGAUAUUAUUGCGUUCAGCUACUUGCAUCGUUUUCGCUCGCAGCUGUCAGGGCGAUGCACGUUAGAGGUGGUGAGUGACGAGGAGACGGGCGGGCGGUAUGGGACGCGGUACCUACUCGAGCGGGAUGGGCGGAAGGAGACGUGGAAAGGCGAUUGUGUGUUGAACGCCGAGCCGGGGGGCGUGGAAAGUAUUCGGUUCGGGGAGAGGGGAUCGCUGCGGAUGACGUUUGAAGUCAGAUGCGAGGGCGCGCAUGGAGCGUUUAUGCACCUGAGCGAAGGGGCGAUACGAAUUGCCUCGCGGUUGAUUGCGCGCCUGGCAGAACUGGAGAACUUACCUCCCGAAGGCAUGGAUCCGGAGCUUCGGAAAUACCUGCAACGCGAGGACGUCAGGAACACGGCCGAUGGUAUUAUGGGUCCCGGAGCGGCGGCGUACAUGCUGAAGCCCAGCGUGAACAUCGGCACCAUCCGCGGGGGCGUGAAGGUGAACAUGAUCCCGUCGUAUUGCGUGUUUGAAGCGGACAUUCGGCUCCCAAUCGGCCUGGUCAAGGAGACUGUGCUGGCGCGCAUCGAUGAAGUGCUGCGGUCUUCGUUCCCUGAGGCUUCGUAUACCGUUCAAGAAGCAGCGACCAAUCCGCCGGCGGCGAGUUCGGUGGAGCAUGAGAUGGUGGAGUUGUUGCAGAGGAACGCGAAGCUGGUGCGUGGGGAGGCGCCGGUGUCGAUCUGUUCGCUGGGGGGCACGGAUUGCAAGCAUUUCCGGUACAAUGGCGUUCCGGCGUAUUGCUAUGGUCCGUCGCCCACGACGAUGGCGGCGGUGGAUGAGCGGGUGAAAGCGCAGGAGUUCCUGGACAUCAUUAAGAUCCAUACUCUUGCUGCGUGGGAGUAUUUGGGUGGACCGAUCUAGGAAGACUGGCAUCGGAGACCUUGACUUGUCUAUGUACAUCCAUGUGUGGGAGUGCGUAGACAAGGCUGUGAGGCAAUGCAGUGGGUCCAGCGAGACCCUGACUCUGCCGAUGUCGGACUUCACAUGAUAUGUGCAAGCAAUAUAAAUUCCCCAAUGCGAGACAUCACCCCAUCCCAUUCA